Lottia gigantea (owl limpet) is the source of this 636-nucleotide messenger RNA. RefSeq lists its product as hypothetical. Bases 1 to 636 code for a protein of 211 amino acids. The record is from RefSeq and is a predicted model, not a curated record. NCBI's taxonomy places the organism in Eukaryota, Metazoa, Mollusca, Gastropoda, Lottiidae. The transcript has a single exon.
AUGUGCCAGGAACUUCUGAAAGUUGCUAGGCCUGAGAAUUGUACAGCUUUAGUUACGGUUCUAUGUAACAUUGAAAUUUGGAGUGUAUUAUCAAGUCAGCCAAAAACUCUCGAUAAAAAGUUGCAGAACAUUGAAACUUUACUGGUUAAGGCAGCUUCUAUCUUAACAAAAGCAGUACAUAAACAGGGCCAGGCUCAGGAGGCCUCUGUUCUUGAGAUUGACAGAUCCAUGGAAGUCUUGGCAUUGAUGGGUCAAUGCAACCGCCAACUUAACUUUUUUCGAAGGGAAUUGAUGAAAGUCAGAGAUUUACAUACAGAGUUUUCUCAUUUAUGUUCUCACAGUAAUAAGUUCAAUCAGAUCCUUUUUGGGGAUGAUAUACCCAAGAAAGUCAAAGAAAUCGGUGAUUGUAAACGUUUUUUUUUUGAUAAAAUUUCUGGUGGAUUUGGUGGAAAUUCUUCUUUUAACAAGUCUAAUUAUGUUAGGCCACAUGUAAGCAGUAGCAAGGGUCGAGGUAGAUCCUUUGUUCCUGGUAGAACCUACUAUGGUAAUAGGGGUGGUGCGAGAAGUUCUGGUACAAAUCGCACGGAUUCAAAAAACUUCAAGAAGGGCCCAGCGCGCCCAAAAGAAAGACAGUAG